AUGCCUACUGAAGAUAUUUCAUUUUAUUACCUUUGGUCGAAUGAAAAACUCAUACAAAAAGAAAUUAAUCAUCGAAGAAAGGUUGCAUCUUUUGCUACUGGUCUUGCUCUUACAACAACUACUGGAGUAGCAACAUUCGGAAUGGCCAUACCUCUCGUAGGUCCCAUUGCUGCAUUUAAGAUUUACAAGAUUCAUAGUCAUAGAAAGAAAUUGAAGGCUGUCCGAUCUGAGUUAGCUCGACGUCAUCUUUCUCCUGCUGAAAAAAGAAAACGAGAUGUACUCAUUCCCAUGACCAAGUCUGCAGUUAUCUAUUUUGCUACGGCAGGUAUUGCUGAUGGACUUGAUCUUAUACCCGAUGGAUUACAAACUCUCUUGGAUGAUCCCAUACAAGAAGCAUUCGAACUAACUGAAGAAAAGAUUUUGAAAUUGGCAGACAAAUUUCAAGCUUUCAUCAUAACUGAAGUUGGAGCAGCAGUUAUUCACAAAAUCAUGGAUGAUGAGUACGACAAGUCACAUGUUGUGCAUGACAAAUGA
Messenger RNA from Rotaria sp. Silwood1, 534 nucleotides. NCBI's taxonomy places the organism in Eukaryota, Metazoa, Rotifera, Eurotatoria, Philodinida, Philodinidae. The record is from the annotation of a GenBank genome assembly.